This is a messenger RNA of Bathycoccus prasinos, 1152 nucleotides long. RefSeq lists its product with no specific name. Lineage: Eukaryota; Viridiplantae; Chlorophyta; Mamiellophyceae; Mamiellales; Bathycoccaceae. Gene Ontology annotation, cellular component: Golgi apparatus. The transcript has a single exon. The record is from RefSeq and is a predicted model, not a curated record. Gene Ontology annotation, molecular function: glycosyltransferase activity. Bases 1 to 1152 code for a protein of 383 amino acids.
AUGUCUUCUCCCUUCUUCGUCUUCUUCUUCUUGGUCUUCUUCUUCGGAGGGGGAGGGACGAUUCACAUCGCGAGAGGAGAGGAAAGCGUGAGUGCGAUGACUAUUCGAGGAGGAGGAGGAGGAGGAGGAAUAAGAAGAAGAAGACCAAAACGGAGAGAAGAAGAGGCGUGCGGAUGUGAAAUAGGCGUGGAGGAGUACGAUGCGCACGAAGAGAGCAACUGGUGGGAUACGAGAACGAAGAUACCGUUCGCUUCCGCCAAAGACGCUUUGGAGAAGAUGUCGUUCAACAACUCCGUAUUGGUGAUGAUGACGAACGCAGGGGAGGUGGAUUUACUGGAUAAUUACUUGUGUUCUUUGCGUUUGUCUGGUUUGAAUAAGUACAUCGUCUUUGCGACGGACGAGAGGGCGAUGAAACAUCUGGAGUAUCGCGGAUACAAUGCCGUGGACGGAACGAAUAUCAUUAAGAACAACAACAAUAACGCAAAGAAGAAAGAGGGUGAUAGCAAGGAAGAAAACGAGGAAGAAGAGGAAAAGAUAAAAACGGAGAUUAAACUGAGCAGUAAAGACGCUGAAUUCGGGCGAAAAGCGUGGAAGCGCCUGACCCAAGCAAAGCUGAAAAUUGUUGAGUUUGUCUUGAAGAGCGGCUACGACGCCUUUCUUACCGACGUAGAUAUCGUCGCGUUUCAUAACUUCAUGCCAGAGCUUAUCAAAACCUCGGAAAAAAAUCUCUGGCUGAGAGAUGGCCAAGAAGUGAACACUGGUUUCUACUUUAUGCGGAAGAAAUCGAGUAAUUUAAACUUGCUCGAAGCGGCGUUUCAGCGAAUCAAAGAAACGCACGGAAGUCACGACGACCAGAAAAUAAUCAACGCCAUAAUGAAAUCUUCUCAGCGAAAGUUUUUACCCACCCCUGAGUAUGCCAACGGAUGUUUCAUGAAAACCGAAAGCGGUCGAACGGCAGUGGCAAACGGCAAAGUCAAGGCGGUCCACGUCAACUGCGCGCAAUCGAAAGUGGUCAAACACAAAAUUAUGUGUCGACGAGGCCUUUGGUUUUGUCGCCAGCCUCCUACGUCGGCGCACGUCGCGCACGACGGGGGUCAAACGUGCGUAAAACCUGGUGGAACGUACGUAGUAAACGACGAGAGGAAAGUUUAG